AUGUGUGGUUUGGAGACGCUCACACUAAGAUUCGUGGAUGUAGGGAAGGAGGACAUGCAGAGGGCGGAGUUUUCUGCUUUGUCCCUCCGCGGAUACCGUAGUGAAUGAUGGUCCGCGGGGAUCAAGUUGAAGGUGACAGGCAGUGCCAUGCCGGGAUUUUUGCGUUUUUCACCGUUCACCGUGCUUGCUGCUGCUCUUGACGGGGAGAAAGAGCCAGCGGCUGCCCCAUUAAACCUGGACGAACUGUCUCUGUACACCGCUCCCCAGGAGAAGUUUCGGUACGUCGAGGACAAAUCGGGGCAGUUGGAGGAGAGUGUCGCCAACCUCAGGAAGUUAGCGGAGCCGUAUACUGCUUGGUGUCAGGCCACCUAUGAGAAAAUUAAACCCAAAGUUCAGGGGGUCGUCCAGUUUGGGAAUGACGCCUACGUCUACCUGAAGAACCCCCCGAAGGACUUCUACCCCCGGGCGGGAGUCAUCGGCUUCACCGGAGUUCUUGGGUUGGUACUUGCCAGAGGCUCCAGGAUUAAGAAACUCUUCUAUCCGACCGGCCUGAUGACCCUGAGCGCCUCCCUCUACUACCCGGAGCAGGCUGCAGCCAUCGCAAAGUCAACCGGAGACUCCGUGUACGACUUGGCCGUGCAGAGCUACGCUGUGGCGGAGAAAAUGCUGAACCCCCAGAGUAAAGCUGAAAAGGGCAGCGACUCCGAGACCAAACAGUGACCACGCCGGCGUGACUGCAGUAACUCAGCAAUAACCAAUCACACAGCAGCUUUAUCCUGAUACUGUACACUGGGCGCUUUCUAGACAGUGUGACUUUCUCAUGCCCACUCUUUGCACGCAGCUUCACGUGCAACUCAGGCCGGGCAUGGGCCGGUACGGGGGGCGGGGGAUUUGCAACUUGAAUGACUUCCUUGCGAUUUGAAUGUGUAUUUAUGUAGAGAUAAAGCAGUGUCUUACAUUAAAGUCGUUUUACCGCCUUA
Messenger RNA from Archocentrus centrarchus (flier cichlid), 980 nucleotides. Its product is annotated as MICOS complex subunit MIC26-like. Gene Ontology annotation, biological process: cristae formation. Gene Ontology annotation, cellular component: MICOS complex. Lineage: Eukaryota; Metazoa; Chordata; Actinopteri; Cichliformes; Cichlidae. The record is from RefSeq and is a predicted model, not a curated record.